Molecule: messenger RNA, 837 nt
Organism: Penaeus chinensis
Lineage: Eukaryota; Metazoa; Arthropoda; Malacostraca; Decapoda; Penaeidae
Product: pupal cuticle protein 36-like
Exons: 2
Coding region: 1-837 (278 amino acids)
Source: RefSeq, a predicted model, not a curated record
AUGAAGCUCUUGAUUCUACUUUCGUUAGCAAUAGUAGCCUUUGCAGUGCCCCAAGGCUACAAUCCAGGCACACCAUCUGGAGGUGGACUCACACAUGGAGGAUCUAUAGACGGUGCUGGAGGUGGAAUUGGCGAUGGCGGAGAAGGUGAAGUCGGAGGCCCUGUUGGUGGUUGUCAGGAUGGCCAAAUCCUACACGUGGAUGGUUCUUGUGUAACUCCCGUUAUUACUAGAAAAGUGUACUUAUAUAAUGCCCCUGAAGUACCUGAGGGCCCAGGCGGUCCACCUCCCAGUGUGCCACCACCUAAGGUAGAGCACAAUAUCCUAUUUGUAAGCGUCCCAGAAGCUGCCCCACCACCCGAACCCAUCAUUAUCCCUCCACCUAAGCAAACAAGUGCUGUUUACGUUUUAAAUAAGCAGGAAGAAGAAGCUCAACAAGUGAUCGAAGUCGCGCCUGCUCCAGCCACUGAUCCAGAAAUCUAUUUCGUGAAUUACCAAGAAGGAGAAAAUCCAACCCUUCCUAUAGGAGUAGAUCUUGAGACUGCUCUCAGCGCUGCCAGUGCAGCUGGUGGUGCAGUUAUCGGAGGUGCUGGUGCUGGCGGCUUUGGCGACGACGUGGUUGCAUUAGGCGGCGGUGAGGGAACCGGCAUUGGAGGAGCUGGAACAGGAAGCAGUGGAGGAUUUGGAAGUAAUGGGGCAGGAGUUAAUGGAGGAUUUGGAGGGAAUGGAGCAGGAAUUAAUGGAGGAUUUGGAGGAGUUGAAUUUGUUGGUGCAAAUAGAGGAACCGGUUCUUUUAGUGCUAAUGGUGGCAGCCCAUCAAACCUCUACAACAGCCCUUAG